This is a messenger RNA of Salvelinus fontinalis (brook trout), 4807 nucleotides long. RefSeq names its product protocadherin Fat 3-like. Bases 206 to 4807 code for a protein of 1533 amino acids. Gene Ontology annotation, biological process: homophilic cell-cell adhesion. NCBI's taxonomy places the organism in Eukaryota, Metazoa, Chordata, Actinopteri, Salmoniformes, Salmonidae. Gene Ontology annotation, molecular function: calcium ion binding. The transcript has 22 exons. The record is from RefSeq and is a predicted model, not a curated record. Gene Ontology annotation, cellular component: cell-cell junction; plasma membrane.
UGCCUACUCAACCAACACAACAUGACUCAACUGGAGAGAGAGAGAGAGAGACAGAAAGAGAGAGAGAGAGUCUGUUUAGCUCUCUCUGUGCUUCCGUCGUGUGUUUCGCCACUCGCCAGUCCUAUAGGAUAUGUUGAAGCGCGCACUCUAAAGAUAAUUUGCUUGGAUUUUUCCCCCCUCAUCCGAAUGUUGACUAAGUGAUGGGAUGGCGAUGACAGUGAACCCUCGGGGCAUCAUACAGACUUGUCCUUCUCUUCCUCGCUCCGCCCAACUCCUCCUCCUCCUCCUGCUCCUACACCUCCUCUCCGACGGGGUCCAGGCCCAGCUCAGCUCCUCUGCGUUGUCGUUCACCCAGCCUUCCUACAACGUUUCAGUCUACGAGAACUCUGCAGCCAGGACCUACACCCAGAGUGCUGUGAGGAUGGGUGUGGUCCUGGACCCAGCUCUUACCUGGGAGGUCAGGUACUCCAUCGAGGCUGGGAACAGCGAGGGCAUCUUCCAGGCUGAGAACCUGGUGCUGGGGGACUUCAGCUUCCUGAGGGUGCAGACCAACGGAGGCAGUGGAGGCACCUUGAAUCGGGAGGUGCAGGACAAUUAUACACUGACGGUGCGGGCCACAGCACAAGGUGGGCUGGAGGCCUUCACCACCGUCUUCGUCAACAUCCUAGACAUGAAUGACCUUCGACCUCUGUUUGCCCCGACCUCCUACUCCUUCGUGGUCCCCGAGGGUUCUCCGCUGGGCGCCAGCGUCGGCAGAGUAACGGCCACGGACGCAGACGUAGGAUCCAACGGGCAGUUUUACUACUUCUUCAGGGAACGUGUGGAGCUGUUCUCGGUGCACCCCACCAGCGGGGUCGUGACCCUGACUGGCCAGCCAAUAACGGGGCAGCGGAUGGAGCUGGAGGUCCGAGCGGUGGACCGAGGGAUAAAGCUCUACGGGACCAACGGGAUCAGCAGCACCGCUAAGGUGGUCCUGACGGUUGAACGGGUGAAUGAGUUUUCUCCGGUGCUGUCUAUGGUGGCCCUGGUGCCAUCGUGGUUGGACCAAGACCCUGUGUUUGCUGUGGUCACGGUGGAGGACCAGGAUGAGGGGGUGUGCGGGGACAUCGAGUGGGUCUCCAUCGUCGAGGGGGACCCACUGGAACAGUUUAAGGUGGACCGCUCGCCGGUCGGGAACGAGUACAAGGUGAAGACGUCAGAGCCCGUGGACUGGAAGAAGUUUCCAUACGGUUGUAACCUGACCCUCCAGGCUAAAGACAGAGGAACCCCUCCUCUGUUCUCCAACACUCAGGUGGUCCAGGUGUUAGUUAGAAAACCUCAGGCUCUCCAGGUGAGGUUUGAUAAACAGCUGUACCGGGUGAGACUGAGUGAGAUAGCGCCGCCUGGCACCAUCGUAGUGGAAGUACGGAUCGCUCCAGAACCUCCCAACGUCAACUACAGCUUCAGCCCGUUCUCUGCCUCACCGUACUUCCUCAUCAACCCUCUGACCGGGGUCAUCACUACGACAACCCCUCUGACCAGCCUAUCGCAGGACGUGGUGGAGCUGGAGGUGUUGGAGCAGGGCAGUAAACUCAGAACCAGGGUCCAGGUCACCGUAGAGGACGCUAACGACAACACGCCCACGUUCACCAGGCCGGCGUACGACGUGUCAAUCGAAGAGGCCGUGCCGGUCGGUACGGUGAUCUCGGUGGUGUCGGCGGUGGACGAUGACAAAGGGGAGAACGGGUGUAUCACCCACAGCAUUGCUGGACUUCAGGCGCUACCCUUCACCAUUGAUCAGGACUCAGGAGAGCUGAGGACCGCUAGAGAGCUGGACUACGAGACGUCAUCUGAUCUCUACAUGUUCUCCGUCCGGGCCUCAGACUGGGGUUCUCCGUACCGGCGGGAGAACGAGGUCAACGUGACAGUGCGCCUCAUCAACGUAAAUGACAACAGACCUUUGUUUGAGAGGGUUGGCUGCCGAGGGAUGAUCGGACGGGACUUCCCUGUAGGCCAGAAUAUCGUCACCAUGUCAGCUGUGGACAUAGAUGACCUGGGGCUGGUUAAGUAUAGGAUCCUGUCAGGCAAUGAUCUGGACUACUUCAACCUGAACCCAGAUUCUGGUGCCCUGGCCUUGAGGAGGUCCCUGGCCUCCGCUAACCUCAAGACGGCUGUCUUCAACCUCAAGGUGGAGGCGACGGACGGAGAGCUUUUCUCGGAGCCGACCUACGUCAACGUGACGGUGGUCCGGGGAAGGAUGCCGUCUCGUAGUGUCACCUGCAGAGAGACAGGAGUGGCCCAGAGCCUGGCAGAGCUGGUACUACAGAAGGCUACGGCGCUGCGGAUACCCAGAGUGGAUGAGGGGUACACAGACCUGUUCUCAGCCAACAGACUGACGCCUCAGUUUGAGUCGUUCCCCUCCAGUAUUGUGGUCAGGGAGGAUCUGGCGGAGGGGGCGAGUGUCUUGCAGGUGAGGGCAACAGACGACGACACGGCUUUCAACGGUCACAUCCUGUACGCCAUCUCCAACGGCAACAGAGACAGCUGCUUCGACAUCGCCAUGGAGACGGGCCUGAUGACAGUGUACCGGCCGCUGGACCGCGAGCGGUCUGACCGUUACGUCCUGAACGUGACCAGCUACGACCAGGGUCUGCCUCAGCGGUCCAACUGGAGGCUACUGACCGUCAACGUGGAGGACGCUAAUGAUAACAGCCCUCUGUUCGCCAAGGACAGCUACAUCGUGGUGGUCCCUGAGAACACAGCGUCGGGUACUGAGGUGGUGCAGGUAGUUGCCGUAGACAGAGACCUCGGCUCCAACGGAGAGGUCUCCUACUCGCUGCUCACCGCCGUGCCGCAGUUCAGCAUCAACAGCAACACGGGGGCAGUGGUCGUGGCGGGCCAGCUCGACCGGGAGACCAUCCCAGCGUUUAGCCUGAAGGUGGAGGCCAGGGAUAAGGCGGAGAAAGGGACCCAGCGGUUCACGGUGACUACUCUGAGUAUAACACUAGAGGAUGUUAAUGACUGCCCCCCGCUGUUCGUCCCUGAGAGCUACAGCGCCCGCGUCCUGGAGGACCUGCCACUAGGGGCAGUCAUCGCCUGGCUGCAGACCCAGGAUUCAGACCUCGGACUGGGGGGACAGGUCUCCUACGCUCUGGCCAAUGACGGAAACGGCAUCUUCGAGGUGGAUGCAGUGAGCGAAGCAGAGAUGGUGGAUGCAGUGAGCGGCGCAGUGAGGGUGGGGAAGCAGCUGGACUAUGAGAGACAGCAGAUCUAUAACCUGACUGUAGUUGCCGAGGAUAGAGGGACACCUAUCCUACGCUCUCUCUCUUACCUGGACAUAGAGUUUGCCGUGCGGGGCAGUGUGAAGGAGGACAGCAGAGUAGGGACCAGUGUGCUGGUGGUCAGUGCUAGAGACGAGGGGGGAGACAGGGUCGUCAGCUACUCUGUCAGAGGAGGCAGUGGGAUCGGCAGCUUCUCCAUCGAUGAGGAAACAGGUAUGCACCAUGAUGGAUUCCUUGGAACCAGUACUGAUAAAAGUCACUGCACACCCCUGCAGUGGAACCAGUACUGGCAGAAGUCACUGCACACCCCUGCAGUGGAACCAGUACUGGCAGAAGUCACUGCACACCCCUGCAGUGGAACCAGUACUGAUAAAAGUCACUGCACACCCCUGCAGUGGAACCAGUACUGGCAGAAGUCACUGCACACCCCUGCAGUGGAACCAGUACUGGCAAAAGUCACUGCACACCCCUGCAGUGGAACCAGUACUGGCAGAAGUCACUGCACACCCCUGCAGUGGAACCAGUACUGGCAAAAGUCACUGCACACCCCUGCAGUGGAACCAGUACUGGCAAAAGUCACUGCACACCCCUGCAGUGGAACCAGUACUGAUAAAAGUCACUGCACACCCCUGCAGUGGAACCAGUACUGGCAGAAGUCACUGCACACCCCUGCAGUGGAACCAGUACUGGCAAAAGUCACUGCACACCCCUGCAGUGGAACCAGUACUGGCAGAAGUCACUGCACACCCCUGCAGUGGAACCAGUACUGGCAGAAGUCACUGCACACCCCUGCAGUGGAACCAUGGAACCAGUACUGGCAGAAGUCACUGCACACCCCUGCAGUGGAACCAGUACUGGCAGAAGUCACUGCACACCCCUGCAGUGGAACCACUACUGGCAGAGGUCACUGCACACCACUGCAGUGUAACCAGUACUGGCAGAAUUCACUGCCCAUCCCUGCAGUGGACCCAGUACUGACAGAAGUCACUGCACACCCCUGCAGUGGAACCAGUACUGAUAGAAGUCACUGCACACCCCUGCAGUGGAACCAGUACUGGCAGAAGUCACUGCACACCCCUGCAGUGGAACCAGUGCUGCCAGAAGUCACUGCACACCCCUGCAGUGGAACCACUACUGGCAGAAGUCACUGCACACCCCUGCAGUGUAACCAGUACUGGCAGAAGUCACUGCACAUCCCUGCAGUGGACCCAGUACUGACAGAAGUCACUGCACACCCCUGCAGUGGAACCAGUACUGAUAGAAGUCACUGCACACCCCUGCAGUGGAACCACUACUGGCAGAAGUCACUGCACACCCCUGCAGUGGAACCAGUACUGGCAGAAGUCACUGCACAUCCCUGCAGUGGAACCAGUGCUGCCAGAAGUCACUGCACACCCCUGCAGUGGAACCAGUAUUGGCAGAAGUCACUGCACACUCCUGCAGUGGAACCAGUACGGGCAGAAGUCACUGCACACCCCUGCAGUGGAACCAGUGCUGGCAGAAGUCACUGCACACCCCUGGCCCCUCAGACUCACACUGGGAGCUAG